CUUGACAAGCGCUUGCUGCAGCUAUACUCGGCCCAUUGCAACUGGAAUUCAUCAUCACAACCUCUGGUCCGUUUUGAAGUUGUCGGUGGCAAUGGAAGCGCAUUUUUCGAUUUUUUAGACCCACUCAUGCCAAAUCGACUGAUCCUGAAACCGUCUUCUGAACGAAUUAUUAGAGAAAGAAUGGCAUCUGCCUCUGCUCCCUACUCCUUUGCUCCUGAUCCUGCCGAAUCUAGACAGUCUCUUGCAGCUGGACACCUGCUCACAGUGAACGUUCAGGCCUGGCUGGAAGCUGCUCAACUCAGCCGCCUGCUUGUGGCCUGCUCGGCAGCACCGUCGGCCGCCAGUCGAGUCUGGCUCGACCCUCGACUUCGCAUCUACUCCCCACGCCCGUUCAGUCUGUACUUUGCGUCCGCGUCGGCACUGGCCAGAAGGCAAUCGGCUUCCGUGCAGGCUGUCUGGGAGUCAAAUUCGUCACUCGCGACGUCGCUGAAAACGGACGAAUUCGUGACUGCCAGACAGUUGGUAGAGGAGAGUGGACAGGUUAGUUGGGCUAACCUGCAGCUGGAGGCAAUUUCUGGCUGCCCAAAGUAA
Molecule: messenger RNA, 591 nt
Organism: Protopolystoma xenopodis
Lineage: Eukaryota; Metazoa; Platyhelminthes; Monogenea; Polystomatidea; Polystomatidae
Source: the annotation of a GenBank genome assembly